CUUAGCGUUUAAGGCGCGUACAGCGAUGGACAACCUACUAAAGUACAAAUAAUCGCGCACAGAACUGUCAAAUAACAUAACGAAACGACACAUAUAUUAUCUAAUAUAAUAUCAUAAUGCGUCGCGAAUGGCGCAAUCGGUAGCAAGUUGCGUCAACAACAAAAUCCGUUAGCGUCUGCGAGAGGCGUUUUUGUGAUCGUCAAGGAAGUUAAACGACUGAAAGCUCCUGGCCAUAGUGGGAUUCGCAAGAGGAGGAGAGAAGGAUCCGGAGCAGCGGAGGGGGAGUGUCUCCGACCGCGUGAAACACACACACACACACACACGCGCACACAUACCGGGGCACCACGCGACUUCAGUUCAAACAAACCAGCGCGAGCCUCUGCAAACGGGAGCUCUUUUUUCCCCGGUUAUUAGUCCGGCGUCUUCACCUGCACGUCUUUAAAACCUAUCAGCGUCAGACUCUUGAGUUUGCACAGGUGCAUUGUGGCCGCUGGUGUGCUGUGAUUGAGGGGAGGCAUGCAGGCUCACUGUCCCAGCAGCGGAGCUGUACGGUGGGCCAACCGCUGAAUACGGUCCGGGACCCGUCCCGACAACUUGCACAAGACAGUCUCACCCCAUUGGAAGCCCUUUAAGCGAGCACCGGCGAGCAAGUGCGCCUGUGUGAGAGAGAAAGCGUUAGUGUGUGUGUGUGUGUGUGUUGCCAUGGCUUUCACACUUUCCGAAAUCAUGGCAGCCCGACGACAGCAGCAACAGUCUCAGAGGAGCGGAAGAGGGGUGGUGGAAGUGGACGAAUACAGCGCCAACCCGACUCAAGCCUUCACCUUCUACAACAUCAACCAGGGGCGCUUCCAGCCGCCUCACGUCCAUAUGGUAGAUCCGUUACCCCAUGACACCCCCAAGCCCCCGGGCUACACGCGGUUUGUCUGUAUCUCUGACACGCACUCGCGCACUGACACUAUUCAGAUGCCUUACGGUGACGUCUUACUGCACACUGGAGACUUCACAGAGCUCGGCCUGCCCAGCGAAGUCAAGAAGUUUAACGACUGGCUCGGCACUCUGCCUUAUGAAAUAAAAAUCGUUAUAGCCGGGAACCACGAGCUAACAUUCGAUCAGGAGUUUAUGGCGGACCUGAUAAAGCAGGAUUUCUACUACUUUCCCUCGGCCUCCAAACUCAAGCCGGAGAACUACGAGAACGUUCAGUCCCUGCUCACCAACUGCAUCUACCUGCAGGACUCUGAUGUUACCGUCAGGGGCUUCCGCAUCUACGGCUCUCCGUGGCAGCCAUGGUACUACGGCUGGGGUUUUAAUCUGCCACGAGGGCAAGCACUGCUGGACAAGUGGAAUCAGAUCCCAGAUUCAACGGAUAUUCUUCUCACACACUGCCCUCCUCUGGGUUUUUUGGACUGGGUGCCCAGGAAGAUGCAGCGUGUUGGCUGCAUGGAGCUGUUGAACACUGUUCAGAGGAGAGUUCAGCCCAAACUACAUGUAUUUGGACACAUUCAUGAAGGUUACGGUAUGAUGACCGAUGGAACCACCACGUUCGUUAAUGCAUCGGCGUGCACGGUGAACUUCCAGCCUAUGAACCCGCCCAUCGUUUUCGACUUGCCCAAUCCCAGGAGCUCAUGAUUGAACUAGGACCCGCCCACUGCCCCCUUCUUUCAAUCAGGGUCCCUUUUUGAGCGUGUGCGGAUGCUGUAGUGUAUAUAGAGCGGAUGAGAGAUGCUAAUUUGGAUACUUUCAAGGAUAUUUUACAUCCAUUUUUGUGACGUGUGACACUGAACGGUUGCAUUCUGCCUCACAGACACGGAUGUUUGAACUGCUUUCUGAAUUUGACUCUUGCGUUGCACUUGAAUCGGCGUGACAAUCGCGUGUACUUAAAGUCAUGGAAGCCAAUCAGUGCUGGAGAUGAUGGAAAGCCAAGCUUUCUUCUCAUUGGCUGGCACUUAUUUAAGGAACUUUGUAACCUUGUAGCCUCAAUGGACUUGGAAAAAAAACAUUUUUCUUUUGCUCUGGAUCCACUCUUGAAAGUUACAGGAUGUGCCCAGAGGAAACACUGCGCUAUGGUGCAAACAAGUUUGUUCAGGGUCUUUACCAUUUCUAUCUUUUUCUCUCUCUCUCUCUCUCUCUCUCUCUCUCUCUCUCUCUCUCUCUCUCUCUCUCUCUCUCUUUCUCUGAGUCUCAGUCUCUCAUUCUUCUUUUUCCUAUCUGCUCUGUUGUUAUAUGUUGCUCUUUUGAACUUGGGGUCAUAUUGGGUUUCACUGGGAGAUGAAAUGACCCUAAACAGGAAUGUAACAUUUAAAAUAUUGAUGGUGAAAAAAAAAAAAAAAAAUUUCCCAGUGUUCUCCACAUUUUCAUGCUUUCUUUAUUGUUCGAUUUACUGUAAACGUGUAAAACUGUGAGUGUGUUUUCAAGCAAACGGUCCUUAACUAAAGCAGUGUGGACUUUUACAGUAGUUUGAAGUGUUUGUUUAAGGUCAAAUAUUUAAAAGUUCUUCUAAAGCGCCGCCGUUAACGUCCCUCCUCCGAAUAUCAAAGACUUGCCAUGCACGCAAUGUGCGCUUUUGCAUAACAAGAAUAUGUUGCACUUUGAUCCACAUGCUCCCCACUAUAAUUUAUUAACAUUCCUCCUGGCGAUAAUUUAUUCCCAUGUGUUUUACAGCUCUUCGGCAUUAACUGUGUGUGGCAUUAGGCCUAAUAUGACGGUUCUGUUAGAUGUGCAGAGGGUUUUCAUCUCCUCCAUAUAAAUGGAUGAAUAAAAAUGAACAAAUCGAACGAA
Molecule: messenger RNA, 2775 nt
Organism: Puntigrus tetrazona (Sumatra barb)
Lineage: Eukaryota; Metazoa; Chordata; Actinopteri; Cypriniformes; Cyprinidae
Gene: mpped1
Product: metallophosphoesterase domain containing 1
Exons: 7
Coding region: 703-1626 (307 amino acids)
Molecular function (GO): hydrolase activity
Source: RefSeq, a predicted model, not a curated record